This is a messenger RNA of Rhizoctonia solani, 705 nucleotides long. RefSeq names its product SET domain-containing protein. The coding region runs from base 1 to 705 and encodes 234 amino acids. Gene Ontology annotation, molecular function: protein-N-terminal glutamine amidohydrolase activity; protein-N-terminal asparagine amidohydrolase activity. The record is from RefSeq and is a predicted model, not a curated record. Lineage: Eukaryota; Fungi; Basidiomycota; Agaricomycetes; Cantharellales; Ceratobasidiaceae. The transcript has 5 exons. Gene Ontology annotation, cellular component: nucleus; cytosol.
AUGGAGCCGGAUGUUCCGGCGGAUGGGUUGUCGCAUCUUGGGACGGAUGGUGCAUAUGUGUAUCAGGUCGUUGAUGCAUCCGCAGCUUGGGAUGCACUAGCUGCUAUUGAUGGUGCCCGAAGUGAAGGCGUUGACAUUAAGAGAGAGUCAACCCCGAUGGAGUGGAGGCAAGAGGAUUAUCAUGUCAUCAUGGUCUUGGUCACAUCUGCAAGAGAACACGAACCCGGACUAGCAGUAGCCGAUCGGACUUAUGUAGUGGAUUUUGAUUCCAUCCUGGGAAAACUGACUACAUGGAAGGAUUAUACAUCAUUCACGUUUCGACCCCAUUUAUUUAACAAUGGUACAUUCGAACCCUCAUUGCAAAGUAUGUUUCGAGUAAUCCCGGCCUCACAGUAUCUCGAAGAGUUUGCUUCGGACCGGUCCCACAUGCAGAUGAAAAUGGACGACAGAGGGAAUAUGCAGUAUAUCAUGCCCCCGCCGUCGUACAAUACGAUCGUCGGUCCGGGCGCGAGCGCAAGAGGGGUAACCAACAAUCUCAUGGAUGAGUUUGUCCAUAUGCCGGGAGAAGGUGCGCCCGGUUCCGUAUUACUGCGGAUGGAUGACUUUUUGUCGUUACGCUGGCUUCAUGCGCGGGAAGACGGAAAUCUCGGAAAUGACUGUGAUGGUGCGCUAAGCGCACCCCCCAACCCAGCUUCGGCGGACUGA